AAACCGUCCUUAGUAAAGGGGAAAUAUCACUUCACCAUGAAAUCCUUGAUUUUAAUAAGCACAGUUCUAGCCACUGCAUGGGCUGACCUUCCACGCUAUGGAGGUUCUGGAGGAGGAGGAUCAAGUUCUGGAUUUGGAGGAGGUUUAGGUUCUAGUUUUGGAGGAAGUUCCGGCUCAGGUUUUGGAGGAAGCGGUUCAGGCUCAGGAUUUGGAGGCUCGGCCUUUGGAAGAGGAGGUUCCGGCUUAGGAGGAUGCGGUCCUGGACAAGUGUUGCAUGCUGGUAGAUGUGUCACUCCACGCGAGAACCGCAAAGUCUACUUGUACAACGCACCACCCGCACCACCAGUUCCCCAUGGUCCUCCGCCGUACAUCCCUGAGCCAACCAUUGACACGAAUAUCGUGUUCAUCCGAACACCCGAAGAAGGUCCAGGACCAGACCCCAUUGUCAUACCUCCACCACAACAGCGAAGCGUCGUCUAUGUCCUCAACAAACAGAUACAAGAGCAACAGGGUGUGAUCGAAGUCCCAGCACCGCCAGCAACCAGUCCUGAGGUUUACUUCGUGAACUACGCUGACGGCGAGAACCCAGUUCUUCCCAGCGGUGUGGAUCUUCAGACUGCCUUGAAUGCAGCUUCCCAGGGAGGCGGUCAAGUGAUUGGAGGAGGCGCCGGAGGCAGUGGCGGUGGCUUCGGCGGUAGUGGAGGAAGCGGUGGUUUUGGAGGCAGUGGAGUUGGAAGUGGAUUUGGAGGCAGUGGAGGAAGCGGUGGAUUUGGAGGCAGUGGAGGAAGCGGUGGAUUUGGAGGCAGUGGAGGAAGCGGUGGAUUUGGAGGCAGUGGAGGAAGCGGUGGUUUUGGAGGCAGUGGAGGAAGCGGUGGAUUUGGAGGCAGUGGAAAUGGUGGUGGAUUUGGUGGCAGUGUUAUCAGCGGAGGAUUUGGAGGCGGUGGGGAUAGUGGGGAAAUCAUCGUGAGUGGAGGUGGCGGUGGUUUCAGCAGUGGAGGUUCCCCUUCGAGUCGUUACUCUACUCCAUGAUGAAUUUUCUUGUUUAGAAUUUGUUGUUUCAUAUUGUAAAGAUUGAUAUUUGAAAUCGUUUAUUUUGUAGAGUUUCUAUUAUUGUAAUAAAAAAUAUUGUUCAAAAUGA
Molecule: messenger RNA, 1138 nt
Organism: Penaeus vannamei (Pacific white shrimp)
Lineage: Eukaryota; Metazoa; Arthropoda; Malacostraca; Decapoda; Penaeidae
Source: RefSeq, a predicted model, not a curated record